This is a messenger RNA of Carlito syrichta (Philippine tarsier), 2528 nucleotides long. Its product is annotated as casein kinase I. NCBI's taxonomy places the organism in Eukaryota, Metazoa, Chordata, Mammalia, Primates, Tarsiidae. Gene Ontology annotation, molecular function: ATP binding; protein serine/threonine kinase activity. The transcript has 11 exons. Gene Ontology annotation, biological process: peptidyl-serine phosphorylation; endocytosis; signal transduction. Gene Ontology annotation, cellular component: nucleus; cytoplasm. The record is from RefSeq and is a predicted model, not a curated record. Bases 35 to 1285 code for a protein of 416 amino acids.
CGGCGCCUUCCCGGCGGGCAAGAGUAAGUGAAUCAUGGAGCUACGCGUGGGGAACAAAUACCGCCUGGGACGGAAGAUCGGGAGUGGGUCCUUUGGAGAUAUCUAUCUGGGUGCCAACAUCGCCUCUGGUGAGGAAGUUGCCAUCAAGCUUGAGUGUGUGAAGACAAAGCACCCCCAGCUGCACAUCGAGAGCAAGUUCUACAAGAUGAUGCAGGGGGGAGUGGGGAUCCCGUCCAUCAAAUGGUGUGGAGCCGAGGGUGACUACAACGUGAUGGUCAUGGAGCUGCUGGGGCCCAGCCUCGAGGAUCUCUUCAACUUCUGUUCCCGCAAGUUCAGCCUCAAGACGGUGCUGCUCCUGGCUGACCAGAUGAUCAGCCGCAUCGAGUAUAUCCACUCCAAGAACUUCAUCCACCGGGACGUCAAGCCCGACAACUUCCUCAUGGGACUGGGGAAGAAGGGCAACCUGGUCUACAUCAUCGACUUUGGCCUGGCCAAGAAGUACCGGGAUGCCCGCACCCACCAGCACAUCCCCUACCGGGAAAACAAGAACCUGACUGGCACUGCCCGCUACGCCUCCAUCAACACCCACCUGGGCAUCGAGCAAAGCCGUCGAGAUGACCUGGAGAGUCUGGGCUACGUGCUCAUGUACUUCAACCUGGGCUCCCUGCCCUGGCAGGGCCUCAAAGCAGCCACCAAGCGCCAGAAGUACGAGCGGAUCAGCGAGAAGAAGAUGUCGACGCCCAUUGAGGUCCUCUGCAAAGGCUACCCCUCUGAGUUCUCAACAUACCUCAACUUCUGCCGCUCCCUGCGGUUUGAUGACAAACCCGACUACUCCUACCUACGCCAGCUCUUCCGCAACCUCUUCCACCGGCAGGGCUUCUCCUACGACUAUGUCUUCGACUGGAACAUGCUCAAAUUCGGUGCAGCCCGGAACCCCGAGGACGUGGACCGGGAGCGGCGAGAACACGAGCGCGAGGAGAGGAUGGGACAGCUGCGGGGUUCCGCGACCAGAGCCCUGCCCCCUGGCCCACCCACAGGGGCCACUGCCAACCGGCUCCGCAGUGCUGCCGAGCCUGUGGCUUCCACGCCAGCCUCCCGCAUCCAGCAAGCUGGCAAUACUUCUCCCAGAGCGAUCUCACGGGUCGACCGGGAGAGGAAGGUGAGUAUGAGGCUGCACCGGGGCGCACCCGCCAACGUCUCGUCCUCAGACCUCACUGGGCGGCAAGAGGUCUCCCGGAUCCCAGCCUCACAGACAAGCGUGCCAUUUGACCAUCUCGGAAAGUGAGGAGAGCCACCAUCGGACCAGUGUGUGCUUAGUGUCUUCACUGUAUUUUCUUUUAAAAACAAAAAACAAAAAAGAUGGGGGAAAAAAACCACUCAAAAGAACAAAAAACACCCAGCACAAAACCGACGAUGGAUUUUGUUUCUUUGAUUUCCUUUGCCAACGGCAAGAAGAUGGGAUGCCCUCAGCUCUGAGGAUUCUUGCCCCCUUGCAUUGUCUGCUGCCCCCAAUCUUCAGGCUGCCAAGUGUCCCCCCAUGAUGCCGGACUUCAGAGCCAGAUGCCAGGGCCCUGCCCCAACCACCUGUUCUGCCACCACCUGCCACCUGUUGGGAGAGGAGCAAGCAUGUCAGUGUUGGAGAUGGAGCUGGUCCUCAUGCGCCAGUCCAGGCGGCCUGAGGAGCUCACGCCGGGGAGAGGUGUGGUCAGCCAAAGGCAGGUCCCACCAGUUUCCUGAGCCCCAGAACCGAGGAGACGCACAGCCCUACCCCCUCUGAAAAGGCAGUGGCCAACUUUCUGUGGCGGCCUUUCUGAGUGUCUCCCUCCUCUUCCUUUCUGGAGACCUCGAGUGGUGGUGGGCCGAGAUCCCUGUGUGCGUGUGGAUGUAUGUGACCUCUUUCCCAGGGCCAGCAGAUGUUGUGCCCUGCCCCAUCUGCCAGGCCGAAUGUCUGUUCUCCCAUGUCUCCUAGCAAGGACAUGGCAGUGGGCAGUGACCUCCACAUCUGUCAGGGCACAGAGGGUCCUGCCACCACAGAUCCCCCCACGACUGUCAUCAGCCAGGGGCAGCCCCAUCUUCCGUUCCUGGUCUUAGGGCAGAAUCCAUGGCGACUACUUCCAGGAAGCAUCUGGCUCUGGGUUAUGAAUUACUUCCCUGGUCCUGACAGUCCCCCGGGGUCCCCUGUCUCCCUGGGUUCGCCUUUCUGAGGAGGAGCCUGGGGUCAGGGCUGGGUGUUGGAUUUGCCCGUCCUUCCUAGUUAACACCUGUUUUCGUUUUUAUUUUAUUUUUGUUUGUUUUCUCCGUGUGUGUUUCCUAAUUUAUUUACCUCUGUUUCCCCUUUUUUUCUUUUUUUCUUUUUUUUUAAUUACGGAGCAAAGCUUUUUAUUACUUUGUAAUUUAAAAAACUGAAAAAAAAAUACUGAAGAACUUUGGGGGGAAUUUUGUACUUUUUUCCUGUGUAAAUAUUGGACUUUUUUGAGCUUUAUUGUGGUUGUUAAUUUGAAGUAAUAAAGUAGAAAAGGAUAAAGUGA